CAGAAGACUGCUUCAAGGGGGAAGAUUUCCCCUUCUCGGCAAUGGUUUUGAUUGUUCGAUGGUGUUUUUCCAUGAUCUUAUUUUCAUUUGGCCUAUAUGCAGCUCCGAAGAAGAGUCUGACAUUCUAUUUGUCGAGCGUUUCCUUCAGCAGCCCUCAACGAAAUGCGAUGCUGUUGUCUAUGAAUAACUUGUCCACUGAGACCCUUGCUAGGAAUAUCUCGUUCAGCAUUCCUGAAAUUUCAAUUGCAGUCGCCUAUCCCGAUUUGUCUCCAUAUCGUCGUCUGCCCUGGUCUACAGUUGAUCAUUGAGAGAUACGAUCUUCUCUCGUACCUCGUCACAUCGAGUGCCAGCCGCUUUCCAGUCUUCCUCCACCUGAAUAUUCCCCCAUUUCAUGCACACUCGGUGUGGUGUUAAUGAACUAACACUUGUCAUUAGCUACCGACCAUUUAUUGCUGAGGAGUAGACAAACUAUGUGACACCCAGCAAGACACCAGAAGCUUAAGAUGUUUGAAGUAUUGAUUCCCUUCUCUGCAAUAAUCUGUUUCUGUAAUAUUUAUCGAAGAAUAUUUUAUUUUAGUGUGAGAGAUACGAGAAAAUUAAAAACAAGUGUGAAAUAUACAAAUAUUUAUUGUAAGAAAUCCUCUGGAAAAGGAAUCGUCUCUAGAUGACAACAAAGAAAUGUACAAGUUUACGGAUAUUUCAGACAUAACUAAUGACAUAGCUAGUCCAUUUAAAAAAAUUAAUUAAAAGUAUUAUUCCUUUUAAGACUCUCACUGCAACAGAAAUAAAAGACGAAAUUAAAUAUAUUUUCUUAAAACUAAUCACUAUAUUACGAACUGUCUAUAAUUUAUUUUCUGCUGAAGUUUUCGGUUAGUUUUCACUAAUAAACAUUCCGGUGCUAUGAAAUGGUGACUGCAUGAAAUAUUGUUACAGAGGUCGAUGCAGUAGUUUUGGAUUUAAUAUUAACGGUGGAUAUAUUUACACCAAUGAACGAUAUUUUGAAUCAGUCAGUAUCUUCUUUGAAUAAUGCUGGUUAAUCUUUGUCACAGUAGUUUAAAACCAGCGAUUGUUUGUAACAAACCAACUUAUGAUGGCUAUGAAGUUAAUAAUCUUAUACAGCAGACAUCCUACCGAAACCAAGGUUUUAUGGUGGAACGCUUUAUCAAACCACCAGUAACUAUAACAUUAAAAUUCCCAUGUAACGUUGAAAUUUUCAAAAUAUGUAUUAAUCCCUUUGUUGGUCGACAAAAAUCUCUAGGCUUUGAGGUACACACAAAAUCUGAAGCUGUGAUAGAUUCGUGGUUGAUGAACUCCAGUCUGACACCUUCUGUUAAUACAGAUGGUAUUUUUGUUCCAGUCGGAAGAACUCUUCUUAAAGAAGCAAAAAUGUUUUGUUUCCGUAAUUAUAGUUUUAAAGGCCAACAGGAAAUACCCAGUACAAUGAGUUGUCAAUUAGAAUUACCUUUGAAACACCACCAACAGAAAUCUCUUACUUUUGUUAGUCAUGUGUCACUGAGAAUAACUCAGACAGAGGGGAGUAGUGUCCCUUGCAUUGGGAAACUUGAAAUAUGGGCUAAACCUGUGUCAAACAGUGUUACAAAUCUCGUAAGCAAAGUUUAUUCCUGUUUUAAAGAACAUCUUUUGAAUGAUCAGGUUUGUGAGAAAGACACAGUGACCAAGGACGACUUUAUUAAUCAAAACCCAGCUUCUUCUUUACCUACAAAUAGCAAUUCUUUUAACUUAAAUGGUGUUGAUGUUCCUGAAGAUUUUCUUGAUCCUAUCACAUGUGAAAUAAUGACAAUGCCAAUGUUGUUACCUUCUGGUCAGUCUGUGGACCAAUCUACAUUAGUCAAUUAUAACAAUGCUGAAUCAAAAUGGGGACGUACACCAAAUAACCUUUUCACUUCCAUUAAAUUCACUUCAAAUUACAAACCUGUACCUAAUACAUCACUCAAAGUAAGGAUUGAUAAAUUUCUCCUAGACAACUCUCAGCAACUUUCUGAUGUACCAAGAACUAUUGGUCGUGCUUCAGACAUACAGAAUCAAGGAUUGUCUAUAGAAAAUAAAGACUGGGUUCAACCUGCUCGUUUAAGAGCUGAUUCUCGAAAAACGUGCAGCCAAACAUUUCUUCAGCAUGGUAACUCUUCAACUAAACUUAAAGAAUCAUGUUCAUCACUAAACAAACAUCAGAAUAUGGCAGCUUCAAGUUUGAACGGUCAUAUUAAAUCUCACACAAAGCACGAAAAUAUCUCCAACAGUUUUGCACAAUCCAGAACUACUGAUGGAAAAAAUUUUCAAAUGCUAACUCCUGGAUUAAAGAGAAAAACUUUAUCUUCUUCAAAAACUGAUGAUGAUGUUGGUAACACUGUCAAAAGACAACAGACAUCUGAAAGUGUUCAGGUAAUUAGAGAUUCACAUGAGAAUGAUUUAAACCAAAGUCUUGAAGCAGCUUUAUCUCGAACUUUAAGUACACUUCCAUCUUUCAGUACACCAGUUAUGAAUAGCAAAGAGAUCAUUGUUAAAAAAUGUGCAAUAUGUCAAAUAAGCAAUGAGGCACAUCUCUAUGUGUUGCCUUGUACCCAUAUACUUUGUCGAAAAUGUCUCAAUAGUAAUUACCGAAAUGAGAAUGGUACUAUGAAAUAUUUUUGUUUACAGUGCAAGGAUUCUUAUAAUUCCAAAGAGAUUCAGCGACUUUAUGAUUGAUUUCUUCUCUGAUAUAUGAAUAAAUUUCUUAAACAAGAUUUUUUUUUUUUUUUUGUGACUUGAAUAUGUUUCAUACAAAGUUGGAAAGAAUGUACUUUUGCUUUGAAAUUUGUUAUAAAAAUUCUUAUGGUUAAAUAACCUUUUGAAAAUACAUCCUAAAGCUUAAGCAAGUGAUGGGAACUUCAUGGUCACAUAACCUGCUAGAGAUAGCAGCCAAAUCUACCUCAAAUUACAUUUUGCCAAUGUAAAAAUGAACACAUUUGAUUAUAUGGCUAAGAGCAUAUUAUAUUUGAAAAAAUGAUGGGAUGGCCCUAACUGGAGUGCAUUUCAUCAAAGCUGACUUGAGGCUAAGCAACAACUCAUAAAACAAUUUCAUUUUAUUCAAAAUAGAAACAGUUGUGUGCGUGAGAGGGAGAGAUGAAAACUUAAUAAAUCAUUAGUUUGGAUAUUAAAUUCCAAAUGAUUUCAAUUUAAUCAAUUCAUACAUUAUAAAUGAUGACAAAUAUUAAAAAAAAUUUAUUAAAUGAGAAGUGUUUUUAAA
This is a messenger RNA of Octopus bimaculoides (California two-spot octopus), 3244 nucleotides long. Its product is annotated as RING finger protein 37. The record is from RefSeq and is a predicted model, not a curated record. Gene Ontology annotation, biological process: protein polyubiquitination. NCBI's taxonomy places the organism in Eukaryota, Metazoa, Mollusca, Cephalopoda, Octopoda, Octopodidae. Gene Ontology annotation, cellular component: nucleus. Gene Ontology annotation, molecular function: ubiquitin-ubiquitin ligase activity; ubiquitin protein ligase binding.